UAAACAUCAAUGACCUGAUGAAGCUUAUAAAAUAGCUUGGGAGAAGCCAGCCACCAAGACAGGCAUCUCAAAUUGGAAGAUUUUGCAUGUGGACACUGCCUUCAACUUGAUUUAAAAAAAGGUCCCUCGACAGCUACCCGGCCCCGAGAUGGUGACGAUGCUGUUGCUGCUUUCCACACUGGCUGGCCUCUUCGCUGCGGCAGAGGGACAAGCUUUCCAUCUUGGGACAUGCCCGACUCCCCCGGUGCAGGAGAAUUUUGACGUGAAUAAGUAUCUUGGAAGAUGGUAUGAAAUUGAGAAGAUCCCAGCGAGCUUUGAGAAAGGAACCUGCAUCCAAGCCAACUACUCACUAAUGGAAAACGGAAACAUCAAAGUGCUAAACAAGGAGUUGGGACAGGAUGGAACUGUGAAUCAAAUUGAAGGCGAAGCCACCCCAGUUAACCUCACGGAGCCCGCCAAGCUGGAAGUGAAGUUUUUCUGGUUGAUGCCAUCGUCACCGUACUGGGUCCUGGCCACCGACUACGAGAACUAUGCCCUUGUGUACUCCUGCACCACGAUCGUCUGGCUUUUUCACGUGGAUUUUGCUUGGAUCUUGGGAAGAAACCCUUACCUCCCUGCAGAAACAGUGACCUCUCUAAAAGAUAUCCUGACUUCUAAUAACAUCGAAGUUGAGAAAAUGACUAUCACAGAUCAGGUGAACUGCCCCGAGUUCCUGUGACCAGGCUGGAAAGGGAGGCUACAGCCGCUUCAUGUUACUUCUGCCUUGCUUUCCCCCACCCAGCCGCCCCUCAUAAAGACAAACCAACCACAACAAACCGUCACAAAUACCAGAGGGAAAUGUGCCUGCAAAAGUCUGUGCAAGGGAGCUCAAGGAAAGUUAGCCCAACACUUAGCCACGCCCUACCCUGAUACCUUGCUAGCGCAAUAAUA
This is a messenger RNA of Propithecus coquereli (Coquerel's sifaka), 930 nucleotides long. It is a transcript of the gene APOD, whose product is annotated as apolipoprotein D. The transcript has 5 exons. The record is from RefSeq and is a predicted model, not a curated record. Gene Ontology annotation, molecular function: cholesterol binding. Gene Ontology annotation, biological process: tissue regeneration; lipid transport; brain development. The coding region runs from base 149 to 718 and encodes 189 amino acids. NCBI's taxonomy places the organism in Eukaryota, Metazoa, Chordata, Mammalia, Primates, Indriidae.